This is a messenger RNA of Cygnus olor (mute swan), 4396 nucleotides long. RefSeq names its product autoimmune regulator-like. NCBI's taxonomy places the organism in Eukaryota, Metazoa, Chordata, Aves, Anseriformes, Anatidae. Gene Ontology annotation, molecular function: DNA binding; translation regulator activity; DNA-binding transcription factor activity, RNA polymerase II-specific. Bases 2946 to 4157 code for a protein of 403 amino acids. Gene Ontology annotation, cellular component: nucleus; cytoplasm. The record is from RefSeq and is a predicted model, not a curated record. The transcript has 8 exons. Gene Ontology annotation, biological process: regulation of transcription by RNA polymerase II; humoral immune response.
UUCUCCCUACCAGGCUCUUGCAGGAGCAGCUGCGAAGCAUGCAGGUGGAUCUGCUUUCAUCUGGACUGUGCGGCGCGGCAGUAAGAAAGCUUCUGGAGAUAGGAGGAGCUGAGAACCUGAGCCCCACGGGGAGCCUUUUUACAACAAAUGCUGGAGCCUGGAGCCGCCAAAGGUAUGGGGAGGGGGCUGAGACUCACGUGCCUGGUGGUGGCAUUUCACUCUGACUGGCCGUGAGCUGCAGGCACAGUGUCGGAGACGCUCUCCUUUCCAGCAGUGGUCCCGUGAUCCUGCCCUGUGGGUGGGUUCCCCCUUGUGCCUGCUCCUCCCUGUGACUCGGGGCCGUGUUCAAGGGGUUGUAAGAGAUGAGUGCAGGGCAGGCGGCGUCCAAGAGACGCACAGGGCAAUGGCCUGCGGAACCUCAGGGUGGAGGGGAAGUAGGGAAGGAAAAAAUGCUGCUAACAGCACCUUUGCUUCAGUAGCUUUUCACGAGAAGAAGGAAUCAAAGUGCAUCCCAGGGGUUACAAGGGCUUUUGGUGGAUACUGAGGUGUUGAUUUAACUGGACGUUUGUGGAAAAAUACUUCCAGCCAUUGCAGCUGGAUGGUGCGAAUUGCGCUCUCCUACCUUGAAACUUUUGCUUUGAUUUCUGCAGGAGGAGCAAUACAAACAAGAGGACAUCGUGAAACCUGAGUGUGGCCAGGUGUCUCUGCACCCCAGCCUUCAGUCCUGGGGGCCAGGCAGGGCUCGUGCCAGCCCCAGGGAGGGUUUUACACCCUCUGCAAGCAAGAGAUGACUUUUCUCAGCCUUUUCACUGCCAAGGUCUGCUCUAAGCAAGGUAUUACAAAAAUACCCCUCUGAUCUGCCAGCAAGCACAUGCCUCUUCAUAUGACACCUGGCAGCCCCUGCUCUGCCUCCUGCAUAGCAUCUCAGAAAGGUGAAGGAACACAAAAAAACAACCCAAAAUGCAAAUUAUUGCACUGCUGAGCUAGCUGCACAUGAAAAACAAUCUAUCUGUGAUUCCAAGCAGAGAAGCAGUCACAAAAUUGGAAUUUAAAACAAGCCCAAUCAAGCCCAGCAAGCAAAGCACUGUGGGCGCACAGCUCUUGGCGGCGUUGGGCAGCACCCGCGCACGGAGGAGCGGCUGUUUGUAGCCGUGGGUGUGCGGGUGUGUGGGCACGGGGAGGGCACAGCUGCCUUGUCUUGGUGGUGCUGGAGCGCUUAACAAAGGGUGACUGACAGAUAGUGGCUUGGCAAGUUGAGUGGGACAUUGAGGAAAACAGUUUUCAUGGUGAAGGGUGGAGCAGGCCCUGAAACUGUGUCAUGGCUGCGUUGAUGCUCAGUGCCUGGGCCAGGCUGCGGCAGCUCCCGGCCGGGAGAUGAACCUCCUGUUUCACCUGAUAGCCGUGAUGUGUCCCCUGCGUGCUGCGGGCAUGUCCCUGGUGCGGCAGAGCUGGCUGUUCAUCCAGCUGCUGGGGGCUGCGGAUGCUGCUGGGAAGGGGCCAGUGGGACUCCAAAACCCUGCCGUAGGACACAAGGACCUGGCGCGGUGUCUGCCUGGCCUCCAUCCCACUGCUCCCAGUGCCUCCAAGGGAAAAAUCACUCCAGAUCCUGAGAGGAACUUCGGGGAGAGUUCCUUUGUGUAAACACGUUAGUGCGUUAACCAGAAAUGGAUGAGGGCAUUUCCUGCCCUUGCAGAGGGCGUUGUCUUGUUAUUCUUCCCGAGUUUCUGGACAGCAGCCACUGUCUCCUGGCAUAGCUCUGUAGCCAGCAGAUACAUGCUCCAGUCUUUCAGGACUUGAUGAAUGUCCCUGCCCACAUCACCUUGCUCUGCACAACAGGGCUGUCUCCCUUGUUGGUCCCAUUCCUGGUCCCGCCCGAGUUGGGUUUUGCUGCACAAAUUGUGUCAGGCAUGGCCCCAGCGCAGGGAGGGCCAUGCACAGCCCCGGUGCUGCGGCUGAGUUGCCUGGGCUGACUCUGGCAGUGGGGACAGGUCUUCGGAGAGACUCUGGGGCUGGAAACUAAUCCUGGGGAAAUCCCAAAUGUUUGGGAGGUGGGAGGGGAGCCUUGGAGCUUUCCCUUUCCUGGGCUCCUGGUAUGGAGCGACCAGGUAUGUUAGAGCAUAUCAACCCCAGGGUUUUUUUUAGGCAAGACACUCACAAAGUGCCAAUUCCGCCUUGGCUCUCAGUUUUUUUUACAGCUGUGCAUUUCUAGAGAAAUCACUUUAUUGCCCAAUUUCCCAUAAUGGGCAAUUACAGAGCUGUGUGUGCGGCCAGGUAAUCCCCGGGUGUGCUCAGGGCACUGCCCAUCAUUGUGUCAUGCUGUGUGGCAGCACUGCUCCUUGGUCACUGUACCCAGACAUGCAUUUGCAGAGUUUUUUUAGGUGUCAGUGCUUCCCUGGGUGUUUGUUGACCCGCUGUGCUUCAGCUGUGAGCCUGCAGAAGGUGGUUUGCAGGUAGUGUGACCAUGGCAACUGUGUCUCUUUUCCCUAGAUUUCAGGGCUUUACUUCCCACAUGUGGCUAAGUUUCUGGAUGAGAGAAGCAGGUGCUGUGGAAAGUCCAGAAAUUUUGGAACAACGCCUGGCUGACCACAGGGAUGAAGGAGGCGGGGGCUGCCUGCACCAGCACCCUGGCUAAUUCCCCUCUCUUGGGGUGGUCUCCGCGGUGAGAUUGUGUCCAUUGCCAUCAGCAGCAGGUAGCAGGCCAGGUGGAGAGCCGCCUGACCCCGAUCCCUGGAGCCGGCAGUGGUGGCAGCGCGGGAGCAAGCCUGGCUGCGCAGUGCUGCAGGGAGAACUGGCACGGCCGGAGGCGUGAGCUCAGGUUACGCGUUGUACAGAAAUGAGUGGCGCUGUGGGAGCCUGACGAGUUUCCCACUUUCGGCAGUCGGGGCGUAUUAAAGGGGAGCAUCGGGGCUCGCUGCUCAUCCCAGCCGUGUCGCUGCCGCCUCAGCAUGGCUGGGCCAGGGGGUGACAGGGACCUGCGGCACCUGCUGAAGCUGCACCGCACUGAGAUCGCCAUGGCGGUGGACGACGUCUUCCCGCUGCUGCAUGGCCUUGCCGACCACGAUGUCGUCCCCGAGCACGUCUUCAAGGAGACGCUGAGCCAGACGGAGCGAGAGGGCUCCCACCGCGCCUUCCACGCCCUGCUCACCUGGCUCCUGGGCCGCGAUGUCACCGCCGUCCGCGACUUCUGGGCAGUCCUCUUCAAGGACUACAACCUGGAGCGCUACACCCGGCUGCGGCCCCUCCACAGCGCCUUCCCCAAAGAGGUGGACCUCGGGCGGCAGCGCCGCAGCCGGCGCCUGUCCCCCAGCCCCAUGGCACCGGUCCCACACAGACCCCAAGGCAAGAGAAAAGCCCCUGAGGAGCAGGAUGGGGCCCGCAUGGCACAGCCCUCGCCACGGCACGCUGCCAGCCCCGGUAUGGCGACCUGUCCUCCAACACCCCCAGGGCCCCUGGCAAAGGCAAAGACCGUGAAGAAGCCAGAGAGUGUGGACGCCACACACUCACCCCGUACCAGCAGUGAGUGCCAAACUCCUUUUCCAUUCCCUGGGGGCAAGCACAGCCACAGCGGGGGGCUGCGAGCGACACCCCAGGGCUGUCUGCCGGUGCCCACCAUGCACAGCCAGGACCCCAUGCCCCAGCAGGAGAAUGAGGACGAGUGCGCAGCAUGCGGUGACGGCGGAGAGCUCAUCUGCUGCGAUGGCUGCCCCCGGGCUUUCCACCUCGCCUGUCUGGUGCCCCCGCUGCCCCGCGUCCCCAGCGGGACGUGGCAGUGCGGCUCAUGUGCGGUCAAGCCGGGCCAGCUGCGGGAGGCAGAUGAGGUUGCAGAGAAGCCCCCUGCGAUCCCCGGGGAGGAAGAACGUGGUGCACACAUGGGCAGAGGCAAUGGGAGUGUCUGCAGCCGCUGCUUCACCAGGAUCCCUACACCCCAACACUGCCCUGCACUCAAUGGGAACCCUGGGGGGCUGCUGCUUUGCAGUUCCUGUGGGGGCACCCCAGAAAUGGGCAGCGUGGGGAGCACCGCAGUUGCUGGAGACCACGUGCAUCAGGCAGCAAAGGUCAGUACAGGCAGCACUGGGGAAACAGCCCGGGGUGUGGCAGCACUGGGCAAGGGCGUUUGGAGGAGGACACGAGAUGGGAGCGAUGAAGCUGAGGAGUGAUGGUUUUGACUGAGGGACAAGCAGCUGUAGCAGGAGGUGUUGCUGAAGCUGGGCUGGAAGGGAACAGUGCACUACAGGGCAGCCACCAGCUGGGCUGCAGGCACUGAAGGACUGAACCCAGCAUGUCACCAGACACGACCCAUCUCCUCCGCAGGCAGAGUGUGGCUCCUCCGGCAGUGACCCCGUGUUGAGCAGAGAUGAGCUCGACGCCCUCCUGGGCGAGGUAACUCAUAGGUGGU